Molecule: messenger RNA, 2795 nt
Organism: Eptesicus fuscus (big brown bat)
Lineage: Eukaryota; Metazoa; Chordata; Mammalia; Chiroptera; Vespertilionidae
Gene: DNAI4
Product: dynein axonemal intermediate chain 4
Biological process (GO): cilium movement
Cellular component (GO): axonemal dynein complex
Molecular function (GO): dynein heavy chain binding; dynein light chain binding
Source: RefSeq, a predicted model, not a curated record
AGCCAACCGCGCGGCCGCUUGUUGAGCCCGGGCUCCGCCGUCUCCAUGACGCCCGGCAAACAUUCCGGCGCUUCAGCGGCGGCCGCUAACGCCCGGGGUUGGGGCAGGGACUCCAGGAGCCGGCGGGGAAAGGGGUGGUCGACCACUCCCCAACCCGUCGCCACCAUGCCCGGCACUCCGGGAGACAACUACAGGAAGCCGAGCGGCGGAUCGAACUUAGCCUUACAGCAAAGGAAGUCUCUUACUGGCUUUUCUAGCCCAGUAAAAGGAGCUCAAACAAAAGGAUAUCUUGGUAUGACCCCAAGCAGAAUGGCUUUAACAAAAAUCAUGUCGGCGCUACCAGAGAUGAAAACAGAUAAAAUGACUACCACAAAGGCAGCCAUACAGGUGUUCGAUGUAAAUGGAGUUGAUGUUACUCCUCGACCUCUUUACCGUCCAGAUCCACAUACUGGUACACCAAAGCCAAAUAAACUAUUGACAUCACGAGAAGGAUCAUUGUCAUCAGAAUAUGUAGCUUCCCACAGCCUUUAUCAAAAUACACUAAAUCCCAGUAUGUUAGGGCAGUUUUCAAGGUCAGUUUUAGGAAGCAGUACAGUUUCUAAGUCAAGUCUAUCAACUACUGAGUCAAUAGCAGAAGACCUAGAAGAAACAGCCUAUAAACGGGAAGGACUCGCUAGUAUUACAGAGUUACAAGCUCCAAAGAAAACAACUAGAAAAGCUAUAACAAAAGAAGACCUAAAGAAGACUAUAGACAUACUACUCACAGAGACAGAAACAAUAACAUUAUUUAACCUACCAACAGUCAUGAUUUCUGUAGAAGCUGAAGAAGCUGACAAAAUACUCCAGAGAAACAAGAAUUAUGAGAACCUUUGUAAAAAUAGAUUAGGCAAUGACUUAUAUGUUGAAAGAAUGAUGCAGACUAUUAAUGGAGCACCAAAGAAUAAAGAUGUUCAAUGUGACAGAAUUAUAAAGGAAAACAAAGGCAUAAUGUCUACUGCUUGGGAUUUGUAUGAUUCUUAUAAUGCUCUGGAGCUUGCAUCUUUACCAAUAAAACAAUCUAUAAUUGACUCAAGCAGUAGAGCAAGUGUAAAACGAUCUGUAAUUGAUUCAAGCAGUAGAGCCAGUGUACCUUCUAAAGAUCAGGACCGAAGAGGGCCAGGAAGUACUACAGAAAAAAAUAGUGAAGCUAGUUCUAUAAUGGAAAUAGAAAAUGCAAUUCUGGCUAAAAAGCACGAUGAAGAAGUAGACCACUCAGAAGCAAUAUUCAAAUCUGAAAAGUUUCAUCAGGACUUAUUUUUUAUGGAACGAGUUCUAAUGGAAAACGUAUUUCAGCCCAAACUUGCAGCUUAUCGUCAGCUUCCUAUUUUAAAAGAACCACAACCUGAAGAGCCUAAAGACCUUCCAGAAGGUAAAAAACUUGAACAGGUAGAAGAAGAGAUUAAGAAGGAAGAGGAAGAAGAAAUAGAAAUAGGUGAAGAACAAUCAACAAUACCAGCCAAUUUGGAACGACUUUGGUCCUUUUCCUGUGACUUAACCAAAGGCCUUAAUGUGAGCAGCCUUGCCUGGAAUAAAACUAAUCCAGACCUUUUGGCUGUUGGCUAUGGGCAUUUUGGAUUUAAAGAGCAAAAAAAAGGAUUGGCUUGCUGCUGGUCAAUAAAGAAUCCCAUGUGGCCAGAACGUAUUUAUCAGAGUCCAUAUGGAGUUACUGCUGUGGAUUUUUCAAUUGGAGCACCUAACCUUUUAGCGGUUGGCUAUCACAAUGGCACCAUUGCAGUUUAUAAUGUACAGAGCAACAUUAAUGUUCCAGUUCUGGAUAGCAGUGAAUCACCUCAAAAACAUUUGGAACCUAUAUGGCAACUACAGUGGAUAGAACAAGAUCGAGGAACAACAGGUGAUGACAAGAGAGAAAUACUAGUUUCUAUAUCAGCAGAUGGAAGAAUCGCCAAAUGGGUUAUACGCAAAGGACUGGACUGUCAUGAUUUGAUGCGUUUGAAGCGAACUACUGCCAGCAGCAGCAAAAAAGGAGGAGAAAAGGAAAAGAAAGGUGAAGCUUUGAUAUCUCGUCAAGCUCCUGGGAUGUGUUUUGCUUUUCAUCCCAAGGACACAAAUAUCUAUUUGGCUGGCACUGAAGAAGGUCAUAUUCACAAAUGUUCUUGUUCAUACAAUGAACAAUACCUAGAUACCUACAGAGGACAUAAGGGUCCAGUGUAUAAAAUAGCAUGGAAUCCGUUCUGUCAUGAUGUGUUCUUAAGCUGUUCUGCAGAUUGGGGCGUUAUUAUAUGGCAACAGGAAAAUAACAAGCCUUUUUUGAGUUUUUAUCCAACUACUUAUGUUGUUUAUGAUGUUGCCUGGUCCCCGAAAUCAUCCUAUAUAUUUGCAGCUGCAAAUGAGAACAGAGUGGAGAUUUGGGACCUUCACAUCAGCACUUUGGAUCCUCUAAUUGUGAAUGUUGCUAACCCUGGAAUCAAGUUCACAACUGUUCUCUUCGCUAAACAAACAGAUUGCCUUCUAGUGGGAGACAGUGAUGGACAGGUUGCUGUGUAUGAACUGAGAAAUAUGCCUACCGCUUUGACUUCUAGCCGGAGAGAUGUGAUAGAUAGUUUGCUUGGACCAAGGUCAAAUCAACCAGGAUAAAUUGUCAUUACUGAUAUCCUUUCUAGUUAAUUUUUUUUAAAGGAACAAUGUUUAAUAUCUAAUAGUCUGUUUGGAUGCAGUAAGCUGGGAUUUUGAUUUUAGAAAACAAUAUUUAAUGUAUAACUUCUAUUUGAACUUAAUAAAAAUUUAAUCAACCUUUA